Syngnathus typhle (broad-nosed pipefish) is the source of this 3576-nucleotide messenger RNA. Its product is annotated as glutamate receptor ionotropic, kainate 1. Bases 404 to 2971 code for a protein of 855 amino acids. Gene Ontology annotation, molecular function: kainate selective glutamate receptor activity; transmitter-gated monoatomic ion channel activity involved in regulation of postsynaptic membrane potential. The transcript is spliced from 15 exons. Gene Ontology annotation, cellular component: postsynaptic membrane; plasma membrane; presynaptic membrane. The record is from RefSeq and is a predicted model, not a curated record. Gene Ontology annotation, biological process: monoatomic ion transport; synaptic transmission, glutamatergic; modulation of chemical synaptic transmission. Lineage: Eukaryota; Metazoa; Chordata; Actinopteri; Syngnathiformes; Syngnathidae.
AAGCCGCGAAUACACGGCAGUGCCCAGCCCAUUUGACGGCUGAUUUUAUUUUGAAAGCCGGAAGAGGUAUUUGCUCUCUGUGGUGCCUUGACAGCACGGAGCAUCUCAGCGGUCCUCCUUCCUCCACAGUCGCUCGCUCGCACGCACCCUUCAAUUCAAGCGCGCGCCGGGAAAAAAAACAAAGCUGCUAUGUGCACGGUGAGCAUGGAAAACAACAGUCGUGUCACGCAUGAAGGAUUUUAACAGACAAUUUGGAGUUUUUUCUCUCUUCCUCGUCACAAUGAGCGAGAAGACAUUGCGGGUCAGGGGCCACUUGAUUGUGACGCUGAAGGAUGCGAGGACUGGCAAGGUGUCGGCAUGACCAAGUGACAUCCAUGCUCGACUGGAGCCCCCAGGGAGGACCAUGGCGAAGAGGAGAGGGCUGCUCUUGUCGCUGCUCUACUUGUUAGCACACUUGUGGCUCAGUUGGCAGCAGGUCCUCAGGAUUGGCGGCAUCUUUGAGACGCUGGAGACCGAGCCCAUCAGCGUGGAGGAGCUGGCCUUUAAGUUUGCCGUCACCAACAUCAACAGGAACCGGACCCUCAUGCCAAACACCACGUUGACCUACGACGUCCAGAGAAUAAAUCUCUUCGACAGCUUCGAGGCUUCCAGAAGAGCCUGCGACCAGUUGGCGUUGGGCGUGGGGGCCGUGUUCGGACCGUCGCACAGCUCGUCGGUGAGCGCCGUCCAGUCCAUCUGCAACGCCCUGGAAGUCCCUCACAUCCAGACGCGCUGGAAGCAUCCGUCCGUGGACAACCGAGACAGUUUCUUCAUUAACCUCUACCCCGAGUACACCUCCAUAAGUCGAGCCGUGCUGGACAUUGUGCAGUACUACAAGUGGAAGGCGGUCACCGUGGUCUACGAGGACGCCACGGGCCUGAUUCGCUUGCAAGAGCUGAUCAAGGCUCCGUCCAGAUACAGCAUCAAAAUCAAGAUCCGGCAGCUGCCGCUGGGAAGCAAAGACGCCCGGCCGCUGCUCAAGGAGAUGAAGAAGGGCAAGGAGUUUUACGUCAUCUUCGACUGCUCCUACCAAACGUCGGCCGACGUCCUCAAGCAGAUCCUGUCCAUGGGGAUGAUGACGGAAUACUACCACUUUUUCUUCACCACGCUGGACCUGUUUGCGCUGGACCUGGAGCCGUACCGCUACAGCGGCGUCAACAUGACGGGCUUCCGGCUGCUCAACAUCGACAACCCCAAGGUGGCCUCGGUGGUGGAGAGGUGGGCCACGGAGCGGCUGCAGGCCCCCUCCAAAGCCGAGACGGGAAUGAUGGAAGGCAUGAUGACGACGGAAGCGUCUCUGAUGUACGACGCCGUCUAUAUGGUGGCGGCGGCCUCGCAGCGCGCCGCCCAGAUCACCGUCAGCUCGCUUCAGUGCCACCGCCACAAGCCCUGGCGCUUCGGGGCGCGCUUCAUGAACAUGCUCAAAGACGUGCAGUGGAACGGCCUGACGGGCCAAAUCGUCAUUAACAAGACAGACGGCCUGCGCAAAGACUUUGAUUUGGACGUGAUCAGCCUGAAGGAGGACGGCUUGGAGAAGAUCGGCGUGUGGAACUCCCAGACCGGCCUUAAUUUAACAGAAAACAACAAGGACUCGGGCACAAACGUCACCGACUCCAUGGCCAACAGGACCCUCAUCGUCACCACCAUUCUGGAAAACCCCUACGUGAUGCACAAGAAGUCGGACAAGCCGCUGUACGGAAACGACCGCUUUGAGGGCUACUGCCUGGACCUCCUCAAGGAGCUCUCCAACAUCCUGGGCUUCUCCUACGAGGUCAAGCUGGUGACCGACGGCAAGUACGGCGCUCAGAACGACAAAGGGGAGUGGAACGGCAUGGUGCGCGAGCUCAUUGACCACGUCGCCGACUUGGCCGUGGCCCCCCUCACCAUCACCUACGUGAGGGAGAAGGUGAUUGACUUCUCCAAGCCCUUCAUGACGCUGGGCAUCAGCAUCCUCUACCACAAGCCCAACGGCACCAACCCGGGCGUUUUCUCCUUCCUCAACCCGCUGUCGCCUGACAUCUGGAUGUACGUGCUGCUGGCCUGCCUCGGCGUCAGCUGCGUGCUCUUUGUUAUCGCCAGGUUCACGCCGUACGAGUGGUACAAUCCUCACCCUUGCAACCCCGACUCAGAUGUGGUGGAAAACAAUUUCACCCUCAUCAACAGCGUGUGGUUCGGCGUCGGGGCACUCAUGCAGCAAGGUUCCGAGCUGAUGCCCAAGGCCCUGUCCACCAGGAUCGUGGGUGGGAUCUGGUGGUUCUUCACGCUCAUCAUUAUAUCCUCCUACACUGCCAACUUGGCUGCCUUUCUGACGGUGGAGAGAAUGGAUUCGCCCAUCGACUCCGCCGACGACUUGGCCAAGCAAACCAAAAUAGAGUACGGCGCCGUCAGAGACGGCUCCACCAUGACCUUUUUCAAGAAGUCCAAGAUCUCCACCUACGAGAAGAUGUGGGCCUUCAUGAGCAGCCGGAAAAACACCGCCUUGGUGAAGAACAACCGCGAGGGCAUCCAGAGGGUCCUCACCACUGACUACGCUCUCCUGAUGGAGUCCACCAGCAUUGAGUACAUCAGCCAGCGCAACUGCAACCUCACGCAGAUCGGGGGUCUGAUCGAUUCCAAGGGUUACGGCGUGGGAACACCAAUAGGCUCCCCUUACAGAGACAAAGUGACCAUCGCCAUCCUGCAGCUUCAGGAGGAAGGCAAGCUGCACAUGAUGAAGGAGAAGUGGUGGCGGGGGAACGGCUGCCCCGAGGAGGACAGCAAAGAGGCCAGCGCUCUGGGCGUGGAGAACAUCGGCGGAAUCUUCAUCGUGCUGGCGGCCGGCCUGGUCCUCUCCGUCUUCGUGGCUAUCGGAGAGUUUAUUUACAAAUCCAGGAAAAACUUGGACAUCGAGGAGGUGAGCGUCGGCCAGUGCGAGUGGCACAAUAAGUAUUGAGGCGCUCCGACCGCUCCGACCUUUGACGCAAAAGAUCCAAAUGUGUCCAACUGCAUUGUUACAAUCAAAACUUUUCAACUUUAGCGAUUUCUGUAGUUUUGAUGGAAAGCUCAUGAGAAGUCCUUUGAGGGAAUAAUCGACAUCAUGAUGCUUUACCAUCACGGCCUUUGUGUUUCGAUGCAAAGCAAACGAGACAAAAUGUAACUUGGCAUUUUGUUGUUGCAUAUUUCAAACAAAAUGGUGUGCAAUACCUUCUACCGUCUUUUAUGCACCUCUACGUAUCUCACAACAUUGUUUCAGUGAAUCUUCUUUUGUUGUAUCUAUCAAGUUUCUGUUUUUUUUCUCUCGAGCGAAAACAAAGUGACAUCCUUUCGAACCCUUUGAUCGCUGCUUGUUUGGUAUUGCUGUGUUGAGGUUCUUAUUUUGUCCCCUUUUGCUGCCAUUUCAAAUCACGCUCAAAACAUUUUGGGUCCAUGGUUUCACAUGUGACAUCACUGCAAGCCAUGUCUUAGUUUUGGAAGGCCAUUACGACCGUCAAACCGCUCUGCUGUAUCCAAGCCAAUUCUUUUCUAUUAACUGCUGAUUAAAUGUCAGAUUUGAGCUCA